Molecule: messenger RNA, 384 nt
Organism: Schizosaccharomyces osmophilus
Lineage: Eukaryota; Fungi; Ascomycota; Schizosaccharomycetes; Schizosaccharomycetales; Schizosaccharomycetaceae
Gene: sfc7
Product: transcription factor TFIIIC subunit Sfc7
Exons: 1
Coding region: 1-384 (127 amino acids)
Source: RefSeq, a predicted model, not a curated record
AUGGAUGAUCUUGUUAUUAUGGGUCUUGAUACGCUUCAUCCCAUUGUUCGAAUCGGGGGCAUGUUUUUUCGAGGAACAUGGUUCCAUUGCAUCGGUACAGACAUUGUCGUUCCCGUAAGAAACGAUGUUGAACUAUCAAACAAGGAUUUACUUGUUUGUCAAAGAAGGCUUGUUUUGGAACAAAUCCGCCUCAUCCCCAAAAACCAACCAGAAAAAGCAUCACAAAAGCUGGAUGCGGAAGCCGAUAUGGAAGUUGAACAGGAAACCCAAAGUAUUCAACCGAACCGUUUUCCUGAUGACCAUGCACAACCUGAAAAUACUACUAAUAAUAAUGGGGGCCAUGACGAAGAAAUGGGAAAUGUUGAAGCUGCACGUGAAAACUAA